Messenger RNA from Mizuhopecten yessoensis (Yesso scallop), 5213 nucleotides. RefSeq names its product poly [ADP-ribose] polymerase 3-like. Gene Ontology annotation, molecular function: NAD+ poly-ADP-ribosyltransferase activity. NCBI's taxonomy places the organism in Eukaryota, Metazoa, Mollusca, Bivalvia, Pectinida, Pectinidae. The coding region runs from base 158 to 1729 and encodes 523 amino acids. The record is from RefSeq and is a predicted model, not a curated record. Gene Ontology annotation, cellular component: site of double-strand break. The transcript has 12 exons.
GAACAAGUCAACACUCGCCGUAGUCUGUAAGCAUGGGAUGCGUCGAUUGGACAGAAUUAUGUGGGUGUCAGCAUUAUUACAACACAUAUAGGACAAAGUACGCGUCCGUUCUGUAAACCCAAUAUUCUGUUGAGUUGUCAAACUCAGACUGACAAAGAUGCCACCCAAGAGGAAAGCAGGCGGGGCGACCAAAGCUGGCGGUAAAAAGGCCAAAACCGCAGCUGCCACUGACCCCGGACCGUCCACUGUGCAGGACGCCAUCGCUAGUCUCAAGUCAGCUGACGCGGGCAAAACAAAGAAGUUCAAACCAGAUAGUGCCUUCCCCAUCUCGGGUUGUACGGUGUACAAGGACUACGAUUGUAUGCUGAACCAGACCAAUAUUGGUCACAACAACAACAAGUUCUAUGUGAUCCAGGUCCUGCAGCAGGGAUCAAAUUAUUAUGCCUGGAACAGGUGGGGCAGGGUGGGGGAUAGCGGUCUUAAUUCCAUGAAGGGACCCUUCCCAGAUGUAACUAAGGCUACUGCUGACUUUGAGAAGAAGUUUUCCGACAAAACCAAGAACAAGUGGGCCAACCGAGAGAACUUUGAGGCAAAGCCAGGAAAAUACACUAUGAUAGAAAUGGCAGGCGAGGAUGAGGAUGAGGUGGAUGCUGCGAUGGUACCUGCGGUCAGUGGUCCUACUGCCCCCUGCACACUGGACGCUGCGACCCAGACACUGAUGAAACUCAUAUUCGACCAUGACAUGUUUCAGGAAGCCAUGAAAAACUUCGACAUUGAUGUGAAGAAAAUGCCUCUUGGGAAGAUAAGUAAGAACCAGAUAGCCAAGGGCUUCGAAUGUCUGGAUGAGAUUGAGGCUAGCAUCAAGGCAAAGAAACCACGCAAUACUCUUGCAGCGCUCUCCUCCAAGUUCUAUACUCUUAUCCCUCACAACUUUGGUCGCAAGGUUCCACCAACAAUUGACGACCUGGAAACAGUUCGACAAAAGAUGGACAUGCUCCUGGUGUUGGGAGAUAUUGAGAUGGCACAAAGUCUGCAGAAGCAGUCAGGAGACAAGAAGUCUGCCGGAAAAGAACCUCAUCCACACGAUGUCAACUACAGCCUGCUCAAGUGUAAACUGGACCUUUUAGACAAAAAAUCAAAAGAAUACCAGAUCCUUGAGAAGUAUACAAACAACACACGUGGUGGAUACCGAUGUGCUCAAAUCAAACACAUUUGGAAAAUGGAUCGUGAUGGAGAGGGUGAUCGUUUCAAGAUCCAUGACAAGUUGACCAAUCGUAAACUGCUGUGGCAUGGAACCAAUGUGGCAGUGGUGGCAGCCAUCUGUAAAGGUGGCCUCCGUAUUAUGCCACAUAGUGGUGGCCGUGUAGGAAGUGGUAUCUACUUCGCUUCGGAGAACAGCAAGUCUGCCAGCUAUGUGCGACCAGCUGGUAACAUUGGGAUCAUGUUUCUGGACGAAGUUGUCCUUGGCAAGGAACACCACAUUGCUACGGACGACUGGACUCUGAAGGCAGCACCUCCAGGUUACGACUGUAUCAUAGCCAAGGGUCGAACAGAACCAGAUCCUACGAAAGAUACAACACUGACUAUUGAAGGAAAGAAGGUGACUGUACCCCAAGGCAGUGCACUCAGCCAGAAAAAGUACGCUUCUUCUAGCUUCUCUCAGAGCGAGUACUUGGUCUACAAAGAGAGUCAGAACCGUUUACGAUACUUGCUGAUGGUGCAAUUUUAGAUGGUAACCUUGAUAUGACCUCCACUGUGAUCUAAAUAUAGGAUUCAGUUAUGACUCCAGCAGUGACCUUGACUGGUGAACCUGGAUAUGACCUUUGUUGUGACCUUAAAAGUCAUACCUACGUGAUGUUAAGUGGAGAAUCGUACAACACCAAUUUUUCAUUGUUUAUUAACAUCUCUGGUUUCCACACUUACAAAAGAAUGGUAGUUAUGGGCACAGCAAACGUUUAACAGCUCCUCAUACAUGACUGCAUCCGAGCGCAAGUCUCUGUUUUACAGGCGUCGUGGUACCUAAUACCGGUACACUACUCAGAACUGGUGCAAAAGAACGGUAUUUACGGGUACAGCUACAUGACUGUAUCCGAGCGCGAGUUUCUGUUUUACAGGCGUCGUGGUACCUAAUACCGGUACACUACCCAGAACUGGUACAAAAGAACGGUAUUUAUGGGUACAGCUCCAUGACUGUAUCCGAGUGCAAGUCUCUGUUUUACAGGCGUCGUGGUACCUAAUACCGGUACACUUCUCAGAACUGGUGCAAAAGAACGGUAUUUACGGGUACAGCUACAUGACUGUAUCCGAGCGCGAGUUUCUGUAUUACAGGCGUUGUGGUACCUAAUACCGGUACACUACUCAGAACUGGUACAAAAGAACGGUAUUUAUGGGUACAGCUACAUGACUGUAUCCGAGUGCAAGUCUCUGUUUUACAGGCAUCGUGGUACCUAAUACCGGUACACUACUCAGAACUGGUGCAAAAGAACGGUAUUUACGGGUACAGUUACAUGACUGUAUCCGAGCGCGAGUUUCUGUUUUACAGGCGUCGUGGUACCUUAUACCGGUACACUACUCAGAACUGGUGCAAAAGAACGGUAUUUAUGGGUACAGCUACAUGACUGUAUCCGAGCGCGAGUUUCUUUUUUACAGGCGUCAUGGUACCUAAUACCGGUACACUACCCAGAACUGGUACAAAAGAACAGUAUUUAUGGGCACAGCAAAUGUUUAACAGCGCCACAUACACCACUGUAUCCUAGUGCAAGUCUCUGUUUUAAAGGUGUUGUGGUACCUAAUACCGGUACACAACUCGGAACUGGUACAAAAGAAUGGUAUUUAUGGGUACAGCUACAUGACUGUAUCCGAGCGCGAGUUUCUGUAUUACAGGCGUUGGGGUACCUAAUACCGGUACACUACUCAGAACUGGUACAAAAGAACGGUAUUUAUGGGUACAGCUACAUGACUGUAUCCGAGCGCAAGUCUCUGUUUUACAGGCGUCGUGGUACCUAAUACCGGUACACUACUGAGAACUGGUACAAAAGAACAGUAUUUAUGGGCACAGCAAAUGUUUAACAGCGCCACAUACAUCACUGUAUCCGAGUGCAAGUCUCUGUUUUACAGGUGUUGUGGCACCUAAUACCGGUACACUACUCAGAACUGGUGCAAAAGAACGGUAUUUACGGGUACAGCUACAUGACUGUAUCCGAGCGCGAGUUUCUGUAUUACAGGCGUCGGGGUACCUAAUACCGGUACACUACUCGGAACUUUGGGUCACUUGCUUAUAUUUAUAUUUAUAAAAGUGUAUGUGAUUGCAAACACCAUCAUCAUCAAAAUGUUUUAUUACAUUUCGGUUACAUACAACAAGUUUACAUGCAAAAUCAUCCUGUGUGAAUGAAAUUCAUGUAUUCAAGGUCAUCCUCUUUGUAACCUUGGGAUCAUGUGCCCCAGGUCAUAUUUACAAGGUCAUCUCAGUGGGGUCACAAGUGUUUUAUAGGUCAUCAGCAUACCCUGAGGUCAUGUGAUGAAGGUCAUGUUUACAGGGUUAUUCAUUAGUUGUUUCCACAAGAUAUUUUUUAACACCUUUUUAAUUGUAGAUGUGUUGAUUGUGUAGAAGAAAAAUUCAAUGUCUGAGAGAUUCUUGUGUGUUUUUGUUAGAGUGUCAUUACUUGUUUAUUAAAUCAAUCACCCAUGAAAUUUCAUAAUGAACUAUUCCAACCUUUGAAUUGGAAGAGUUCAAAUGUGUCUUCAGGGGUGAAUGAGUUAACAUAGUGAAAUAUGUUGAACUUUUGAAAACAAGAUUUGAUUUUAACCACAACUUUGGCAAUUUAGCGUUUAACAAAUUUUACUUCAUACAUUUUUAAUUUUUUUAAAACAUUUAUAAGUUUAUAUAUAUCUUAUUUAUUUUAACAACAAUUUUUACAUUUUAGCUUUGACAGCUAAUGACAAAAAUGAUUGUUCAUGCUACAAGUGCAUUGCUCAGGGGAGAGCACUCCUCUGAUAUGUACUAAGAGGAGAGCUCUUUUGUUUAACCCUUUCACCACUGUAGACCAUAAUGGACUCAUCCAGAUCAGUAUAUGGAAGAGUCUACUAAAGUUGCAUAGGGGUGAAAGGGUUAAAGAUCAAAACAUUAGUAUAUCUUCCUUUGUAUUUACAUAGAAUUCAUCUUCAAUUGCUAAUUAACUGCUAGUACUUUCCCUUUUGAACUGACGGAAGCACUCUCUCCUCUUAGCACUUAGCAAAAGGAGUGCUUUCCCCUGAAUCUAAGUUAAUUCACAUUCGCCCCUGAAAUUUCAUAAUGAACUAUUCCAACCUUUGAAUUGGAAGAGUUCAAACAUGUUUUUAGGGGUGAAUGAGUUAAUGUAAUGACUUGUAGUAUGUCUGAACAAGAUGAGCAAUAUACUUUAAUAAUUUAAUUUAUUGCAUUAUUUUAAAAAUAGAAACCCCUAUUGUGAUAUAAUAAAUUUCUGUGCUUUCUUUAUUAAUGCAUGUUAUAUUUACCAACAAACAUAUUUUCUGAAUACUUUUCAGUGGUUUUAUUUAUAUAUUGUUAUUAAUUUUAAGAAUUUUUCUUCAAAAUUAUACAAGAUUUUGAAAAGAAAUGUUGUCUAUGCUCAAAAAAGCAUAGGUUGAUUCUAUUAUUAUUUUUUUAAACAUGUUCUCAUAUCAGUGAUACUGAAUAUUAAUUGGUUGGUUCUUUUACCGCCAAUACAUAAGGUCAUCCAGGGUAAAAAAAGCAUAAGAUUAAGUAAGUAAAUUGAUCUUCUAGGUCAAACAUCUUAUCAAGUAUGCGGAUAUUCAGAUAUAUGUGAAUAAUCUAAAUAAAGUGUGAGAUUACUGGUAUACGAGUUCAUGUACAACCAAAAUAAUGUUCAGUUCAAAAAAAUAAAAAUGUGUGCGAACUGCAGUAGGAGAGUUAUCUCCCUUUGAGCAGCGCAGCUCAUUCAUUCUCUUUUAGAUCCUUGACCAUGGAACAACUGACAUAUGAGUGCAGUUUCUCUGUAUAUCUCCUGUGGUGUGAUAGCUCUGAGCUGUAGUAGUAAAACUGUGUGUGAGACACAUCUGUAACACGUAUAGAAGUCUGAGUAACUAGUGUAGAAACUGUCUGUGAGUCAGCUGUCAUACCUGAAAAAAUGACAAUCUCCAUUUAUUUCAGUAGAAGUUUACUGAUUUUUCUUCACAUUAUUUACUGGUAAAUAAAUUUCAUCUUUUUAUUUGUA